Messenger RNA from Pseudoliparis swirei, 2799 nucleotides. RefSeq names its product SET domain and mariner transposase fusion gene (gene setmar). The transcript has 2 exons. Gene Ontology annotation, cellular component: nucleus. The record is from RefSeq and is a predicted model, not a curated record. Gene Ontology annotation, molecular function: histone H3K9 methyltransferase activity; zinc ion binding; protein binding. NCBI's taxonomy places the organism in Eukaryota, Metazoa, Chordata, Actinopteri, Perciformes, Liparidae. The coding region runs from base 65 to 967 and encodes 300 amino acids.
UCUUCUUCUUCACAUCCUAGUUAACCAGCCGCUGCUUCAUGUAAACAAAAAAGUUACUUCGGAUAUGAGUACCGACAGACGUGUGGAUUUGAGCAACUGCCUCGAGAAUGUUCUGGUUUUAAUCGAGCCGACUUCCGCCGACACGACGUUUCCCGAGUUUCAGUAUUCCCCGGAUAACGUUCAGGGCCCCGGCUGCACCACUGACCCCAGCGAGGUCACCCUUCCUGGAUGCUCCUGCCGCUCCCGCUCCUGCCGCACUCCGACCUGCCCCUGCCCGCGGGCGCGCGGCCCCGCGUACGACGGCGCCGGCGCGCUGCUGAACCUCGGCCCGACGGACUCCGGCUACUGCUCACCCGUGUUCGAGUGCAACGCCCUCUGCGCCUGCAGCGAGGCCUGCUCCAACCGGGUGGUGCAGGGAGGCUUACGACUCCGACUGGAGGUGUACGCCACCGGGAACAAAGGCUGGGGAGUGCGAGCGCUGGAGGCGGUCCCACGCGGGACCUUUGUGUGCGAGUACGCCGGCGAGGUGAUCGGCCUCGAGGAGGCCAGGCGGCGACAGCUCGCCCAGAGAGUCGGGGAGAACAACUACAUCAUCGCCGUGAGGGAGCACGCGGGCGCGGGCCCCGUCGCCGAGACGUUCGUGGACCCCGCCGCCGUGGGGAACGUGGGCCGCUUCCUCAACCACUCGUGCCAGCCCAACCUGGUCAUGCAGCCGGUGCGCGUGCACUCCGCGGUUCCUCGGCUGGCGCUGUUUGCCGGGCGGAGCGUCGACUCGCGGGAGGAGUUGACGUUCGACUACACGGGGGGGUACAGGAACCGGCUCCCCGCGGAGCUGCUGUCCACGCAAAGGGACGCGGACGCACGGACCGGUCGGACGGAUGGACUCCAGAGGAAGGAGUGCCACUGCGGCGCCAACAACUGUGCUCGCUUCCUUCCGUUGGAUUUAUCUAUUAUCAACCGGGAAUGAACGGCACACCGGUUCAUCACAUUUUUAGUUUUUUUUUCAAGUGUUUUUUCUGAAAUGAUGCAGAAAAUGUUUUCUAUUAAAACUACACUACCGUUCAAAAGUUUGGGAUCACCCAGACAAUUUUGUGUCUUCCAUGAAAAAUCACACUUAUUUAUCAAAUGAAUAUAAAAUAUAGUCAAGACAUUGACAAGGUUAGAAAUAAUGAUUAAUAUUUGAAGUAUUCAUUUUGUUCUUCAAACUUCAAGCUCAAAGGAAGGCCAGUUGUAUCGCUUAUAUCACCAGCAUAACUGUUUUCAGCUGUGCUAACAUAAUUGCACAAGGGUUUUCUAAUCAGAUAUUAGUCUUCUAAGGCGAUUAGCAAACACAAUGUACCAUUAGAACACUGGAGUGAUAGUUGAUGGAAAUGGGCCUCUAUACACCUAUGGAGAUAUUUCAUUAGAAACCAGACGUUUCACCUAGAAUAGUCAUUUACCACAUUAACAAUGUAGAGUGUAUUUCUGAUUAAUUUAAUGUUAUCUUUAUUGAAAAAACUGCUUUUCUUUGAAAAAUAAAGUCAUUUCUAAGUGAUCCCAAACUUUUGAACGGUAGUGUAUCUCCACUUAAUUCUGUCUGUUUUUCAGUCUCCUGGUUGAUGGUUAACACAAUGAGUCGUGUCAUGAGCCCGUCAUCGUGUCGUCCAGUUUGGUCCCCGUCGGUGUUCUCCCUGUCUGUUUUUGUAUAAUUCUUUCCAUCCGCCAGGGGAUGUUUGCUCUGUGUAAGACGUUGUUUCCCAACAGAUUUACAGUCUUGCGGCUGUCAUUGUGUCACAUUUUAAAUCCCGUUUCUCACACCAAAUCCGGAAGGAAUAGAAACAUCAUUUGCGCUGGCGGAGAUCGACGGGUGUCAAUAGGUGUCUCUAAAUAGACACACAGGCUACAGAAUUGAUCCCGUUUUACCGCAAUCAGAAGACGUCACCGAAAUGCUCAGUUAAAGGAAUAACUUUAAUAUGUUUCCAUCAACUUGACAUUUCUCAUCAAUGCAGCUUGGAGAUAUUCUCAGCUUCUCAUUUCUCUCAAACCUCAGGAGAGGUGGGACCAAUUAAAAAAGGGCCGGGUGGGUAGGUAUUUCUUUAAAUAUCGACACAAGACUCUAUUCCCUCGUCGACGGAGGAGGGGGUGUGAAGCUGUCCCACUUUGAGUGGAACCGUUCUGAAACCAGGACUUGCUCUGCCCCGUUUCUAGUCUAGACCUGCUUUCAUCUUUAUUAAUACCCACAUCUGGGUUAAUGAGGAUGGAGACCGCGUUUCAUGCAGAAUUGGGGAUUAGUGCUGCAGCCACACUGGGCCUGCGAGAGAGACCCACAUCGGAGACUACGGUCAAGCUUAUUGGUUUUUUUGUGUCAUCUGGUGUCGAGGCGAUCAGCGCAGGUUGUUAUUUCAGCCUACAUUUGUUUUCCUCCACGAGGGUUACCUUAGUUUUCUUUUUUUUCUUUUCAAAAUGGGCUUUUCUAUACAUUUUACAUCAUGAAUUCUAUGCUUAGGAAUUAAACAACGCGACUGUUCCCUGAUUCAUUGAAUGUGUUUAUGUAACUCUGUAAUGCUUCAUUCUGUACACAUGCCAUCUGUUGCUUCUGUCCAUCUGGGGAGAGGGAUCCUCCCCUGUUGCUCUCUUCAAGGUUUCCUCCCUUUUUUUCCACGUGGAAUUUUUUUCUUCUAUUUCUUGGGAGUUUUUCCUGAUCCGAUGUGAGGUCAAAGGUCAGGGAUGUCGUAUGUGUACAGAUUGUAAGGCCCUCUGAGGCAAAUUUGUAAUUUGGGCCGUAUAAAAUAAGAUGAAUUAAAUUAUAUUGGAAUGGAA